Rhopilema esculentum is the source of this 2555-nucleotide messenger RNA. RefSeq names its product kinesin-like protein KIF3A. Lineage: Eukaryota; Metazoa; Cnidaria; Scyphozoa; Rhizostomeae; Rhizostomatidae. The record is from RefSeq and is a predicted model, not a curated record. Gene Ontology annotation, biological process: microtubule-based movement. Gene Ontology annotation, molecular function: ATP binding; microtubule binding; microtubule motor activity.
UCAGGAGCCUUCGGUUAGCCUACAUUCCGCUCCUGGAAAAUCUGAUAAACAAACUUGCGCCGCUUGACAACUAAAGAGUUCAUCUGGUUUUACUUUAAAUUAGGGAUAUUGCAGGCCACAAGACACAAACUAACUAAUAGAUAAUGACGGUAAACACAGAUUCAGAUAAUGUCCGUGUAAUUGUGAGAUGUCGCCCAAUGAAUGACAAAGAAAAAGAAAUGGGCACUAAGAUGGCUGUGAAAGUGGAUGAAGUAAGAGGCAGCAUUACUGUUGCAAAUCCUGGAACACACUCAUCAGACCCACCCAAAGUAUUCACUUUUGACAGAGUCUUUGCUCCUGAAUGUAAACAGACUGAUGUUUAUAAUGAUGGGGCAAGGCCGAUUGUCGAGAGUGCUAUAGAAGGAUAUAAUGGAACAAUUUUUGCUUAUGGACAAACUGGUACUGGAAAGACGUUCACUAUGGAAGGCAUAAGGACAGUUCCUGAGUUGAGGGGAAUUAUCCCAAAUUCGUUUGCACAUAUUUUUGGUUUUAUUGCAAAAAUGGAUGAGGAUGUAAGGUUUCUGGUAAGAGUUUCAUAUCUUGAAAUUUACAAUGAAAAUGUCAGAGAUCUAUUAGGAAAGGAUCAAAAAGCAAAGCUCGAGGUCAAAGAGAGACCAGACAUAGGUGUUUAUGUCAAGGAUCUUUCAUCAUAUGUGGUAAAUAAUGCAGAUGACAUGGACAGGACAAUGACAACUGGAAACAAAAACAGAUCUGUUGGCGCAACAAACAUGAAUGCAACUUCCUCAAGAUCUCAUGCAAUUUUUACAAUAACUAUCGAGAGAAGUGAAAAGGGCAUUGAUGGGCAGCAACAUGUUCGAAUGGGCAAAUUGCACAUGGUGGAUUUAGCGGGAUCCGAGAGGCAAGCAAAGACUGGGGCUGCAGGUGAUAGAUUGAAGGAGGCAAACAAUAUCAAUCUAUCACUGUCUACACUUGGAAAUGUCAUUUCAGCCUUGGUCGAUGGAAAAAGUACCCAUAUACCAUAUCGAAACUCAAAGUUAACCAGGCUUCUCCAGGAUUCUCUCGGAGGAAACUCCAAAACAGUCAUGAUCGCAAACCUUGGGCCAGCCCACUACAAUAUUGACGAAACAGUAAGCACAUUGAGAUACGCAAAUCGAGCAAAGAACAUUAAGAACAAAGCAAAAAUCAAUGAAGAUCCGAAAGAUGCUUUACUCAGGGAGUUCCAGAAAGAGCUGGAAAAACUUAAGGCACAGUUAGCAGAGGGUGGUGAAAUAAGUGGAAGUGGAGAGGACGAUGACGAUGAAGAGCCUGGGCAAGACGGAAAACCCCGAAAGAAGCAUAGAAAAGGCACAAGAUGUAUGUCACCAAGAGAAGUUGCUAAAAUGCAGCACCAAAUUGAGAUAGAGCGAAAAAAUCUGCAAGAAAAAACUGGCUUGGCACAAGAGGAGCGUGACAAGGCAGCAAAUGAACUGGAAAAACGCGAGAGUGAAAUUCUGAAGGCUCAGGAGGAGCAGAAAAAGUUGCAGGAAAAGUUGAAAUCUAUUGAAUCGAAAAUGAUUGUUGGAGGAGUGAAUUUGUUGGAGAAAGCUGCGGAACAGGAGCGUCUUCUGGAAGAAUCUGCGAAGGAGAUGCAAGAACGACGAACAAAAGAAGAGGAACUUAGAAAAAAGAUCGAGGAAAGAGAGGCUGAAAAAAUUGAUAUUGAAGAGAAGUAUGCCAGUUUAAAAGAAGAAGCAGUGGGGAAAUCAAAGAAGCUGAAGAAGGUGUGGAACAUGUUGAUGGCAGCCAAGUCAGAGGUUGCUGAUAUGAGGGAAGAGCAUCAACGUGAAACAGAAGGUCUGCUUGACAGCAUUAGAGAAACCAGCAAAGAACUCAAACUAUUACAGCUUACAAUGGAUUCUUAUAUCCCAUACGAGUUUCAGGAAUUAAUUCAAAGAAAUGUCAGCUGGAAUGAAGAAAUUGGAGAAUGGCAGUUGAAAUUCGUUGCUUAUACUGGCAAUAAUAUGAGAAAACAGUCACCAGUUCCGGAGAAAGGAAAAGAGGUGCCUGAACUUGAUUUGUCCAGUGUAUACCUGACCUACACACCAGGUUUGCCACCGGGAACCGCUGAGAAGAAGCCAUCCAGGCCCAAAACUGCAAAAGGGAAGUCAUCACGCCCAAAAACGGCAAAGAGGAAAUCGAAAAUGAAGGAAGAUGAAAGUGCAGAUAUUCAAAUCGAUGAUGCUGAGCUGUACCCAACCUCUAGGAAAUCUUUGAGCCCGCGGAAGAACACGCGGUAGCAGACAGUAAGUGGACCACCUUGUGUGCGAUUUCAAUAAAAAGCCUUUUGAAAAAAAGAAUUUAUGUAGAAAGGAAACUAAAACUAAAUCUAAAUCUGACAAAAACUAAAUUUUGAUGCAAUUGCUAAUUGUUCAUUACAUGUAUUAGCUAUUUAAGUCAGAUUGUAUUCUCAUAGUUGUACAACGUUGAUAAGUUAUUCAAUGCAAACGUGUGUUAUCUGAGUACAUUCACAAUUAAUUCUAAAGUCUUUAGUUUUGCAUAUUCCUUACGACGAGAAA